GGUCGGCGGCCACCACGCUACAGACAGCUUGGGUCAUCCUCUUUGCACCUGCUGGCCUUUGGUGUCACACAAAUCAACGUUUGUCAUGAAUGAGCAACAAGCAUGUCGGACUGCGAAAUGUUGUCCAGUUUUCCGCGUAACAAGUUUUUGUUUUUUGUUGCAGCUCAAGGAGAACCUAAAUAUUUAGAAGUGGGAACAACGCUCACCUUGGAGCCAGACGUUUCCACUGUUCAAAAACCAAUCGACAGCAUCAUGUGGAAGUACGGCACCGACUUGGUGGUGGAUUGGGAUCCGAGCGGCCAUACAUACUAUGGGUCAUUCAGAGGACGCACAACGUUGGAUCCACAAACCCUGCGGUUGGUCAUCAAUCGUUUGACCUUGGCUGAUAGCAGACAGUUCUCCUUGGAGGCAAAUCGUGAAACAGUCGGGACUCAUGAGGUUAAAGUCAUCAAGCCCCCUCCGACGCCCAGUAUAAAGACCCAGCCGCUGCUGUGUGAGUUCACUUGUGCUCUGAAGUGUACCGCGGACACCACAGAUCUGGGACCGGUCUCCUACGAAUGGAAGAAAGAUGAAGGAGAGUGGAACAAGGGUGACGCGCUGAAGAAUAUCAGCAGUUCUGAUACCCCUGAGAAGACCGUGGUAAAGUUAGUUUUAUAUUGGACGUUGGAUAUUCGACACAUUCGAAAAUUCUAUUUAGCACUGGCUUCGAUGGACGAAUUUGUGUCAAACCAACUUAGAUGUGUUAAUACAAGGCCUACCUAUGUAAAACAAAGCUUAUUUCUUUAAAAAAAAUAACAAUUGAUUUUCUAAAAAAAUGUAAUGUUAAAAAAGGCUAUAAAUCUAUUAUGCGGCUUGACCU
Molecule: messenger RNA, 859 nt
Organism: Gadus chalcogrammus (walleye pollock)
Lineage: Eukaryota; Metazoa; Chordata; Actinopteri; Gadiformes; Gadidae
Exons: 2
Coding region: 103-786 (227 amino acids)
Source: RefSeq, a predicted model, not a curated record